AGACCAGGGAAAUCAAUAUGUUGAUGUAACCUGAGCAUAAUGAAUGAACAGAGUAAGUAAGAUUGCAUCUACAAGAUAAGUUAACUCACUGUUUGGCUGUCUUCUAUCUUUGACAAGAGGAGUUUGAAGGUCACCUCCACUAAUCCUCCAAUGUUUUUGCCCCCAUAGUGGUUGUAGAAGACGAUGAUGAUUUUAACGUGAUUCAGCCAACCCUCCUGCAACAAUUAAAGACCAUUCUAGAUCAAUACCCUGAUGAUGGGCAGAUACUGAAGGUAAUAUUCAUUUAGUUAAAAAGCCUUAAAACCGAUCUUUCUCAACAAAUAUAUGUCUUUCACCAUUUAAAUCUCUGCUUACGUUCACUGACGCUUAUUUUUUGUCACACCCGGUGUUUAAGGGAGGAGGGUAAUCCUGGUAACAGCGCCCCUCCCACCCCCGUGGUUGCCGUUUAGGGCUAACAAACAGCCUGGAUAUAUUAACCUCAAUCCAGUAUUUAUCCUAGUUAAGUUAAACCAGCUGAACCUGUUUUUAGUAUCAUCCCUUUAGAGCUCAAUAUACGUGUUAAAAGUUGUUCAUAUUUUAUUUUUUAAGGAACUCAUUCAAAAUGCUGAGGAUGCUGGUGCGAGCCAAGUGAAAUUUCUGUAUGACAAACACAGCUAUGGAACGGACAAACUGCGCAACGAAAAGCUUGCCACGUUUCAGGUGAGUUUUGAAAAAGAGGUAGAUAAGAAUUAAGUGCAGUGUUUUCUGCAGUUUUCUGAGAGAUAAGCAACAGGAUCUUACAAUAUCUGCAGGGUCUUACCUGACUGACAGCCACCAUUGCUGUUGUCUGUCUUUGAUGGGUUGUGGGAUUGGGUGUGGCCGGGGAGCGUCAAUAAAUCUGGUGGUGCUUUUCCCCGCGACUGGGUAGGUUUUUGUUUAGUUAAACUGAUCGUUGGAUAGUGUCUUCAGUUGAAACUUGUAAUUGCUUCGUAACAGGGACCAGCGCUUUAUGCCUACAAUAACGCCGAGUUUACCAAAGACGACUGGAGGGGCAUCAGAAUGCUCUGUGACAGUAACAAAGUCAAAGAUCCAAUGAAAGUUGGUCGGUUUGGCCUUGGUUUCAAGUCAGUAUUUCACAUGACAGGUAGGUACAUCGCACGGAACAAUUUGCGCUUUGUAUAUCUGAUCGUCUGCAUUAAAUGUUAUAUUUAGCGUUUUUUUGUGUAGCUUUUUAUUUCGAGAAUCAUUGGCCAUGUUAAGAAUUAAUAAAUAUGAUUUAUUGUUUGUUACUAGAAAAUUAGCUAAUAGCUUAUAAUCGCCCACAACAAGAAUAGAAAAAUACUAAAAAUCCAAAACCGCUGAAACUUCGCAAUGACUAAAGACUAACUAAUUAGCUAUCUGUUACUAAGGAUACCCCAGCCCAUUAUAUGACCCUGCAUUGGCUGGUCCCGGACGCGUGUAAGAUAAAGCCUCUUUUGCCCAUUAAGGAUUUUCCGCUUAGGCCCUGCCAGAAAUAGUUCUCUUGAGAAUAUAAUAAAUUUAUCACUCCAUCACUCGCCAAGUAUGUUCGGCCAAGAUGGCUGGAUGUUAGCCUCGUGUUUAGUUUUUGCCUUUCCAUUGACCUCAACUUCAAGAAACGUUUCUCUGGCAAUAUCCAGCUUUGUUGACGUCACGUUUGAUCAAUAACGCACACAGGCAUAUAUCUGAAGCAUUUUUCCUUGGCUUUUAGAUUUACCGAGCAUCCUCAGCAACACACGGAUAGGUUUCAUUGAUCCACUGGAGCACUUGAGUGAUCACAAAUAUCGAAUAACUGGGUUCAGCUGGCUUUUAAAUGAGCAUGAAAAAAUGGAACGUAUACAAGAUCAGUUUCGUCCGUACAAAGAAAUAUUUGAUUGUAACGAUAAGGUCUUUUCUGAAGGAAAGUACGGUGGGACAUUGUUCCGUUUCCCUUUACGGAACACUCCGUCCAAAUUAUCAGAGACAUUGUACUCGCAGGAAAAAAUGGAAAGGUUGUUUGAGAGUUUUGUUGCCGAUGCUCACCUUGUGCUUUUGUUUCUUCGAAAUCUGGAAUCCAUUGAGCUCUAUACGCGAGAGAUUGCAGAAUCCUUUCCAAAAACAAUCUUUCAAGCGAAAAUCAGUGAAGAUAGCCUUGAGUUUGUAAGGAAGAAAAGGAAGGAGUUCUUUGACAAGAUCGAACCAGGUAAACACAUGCUUGAGCCUGUCACAGUGACGUAUCCAGUUAUAAUUGAGACGGUCGUGCGGGAAAACAACAUUCAACAGUUUUCCUUCCUUGUCACAAGCUACUGCUGUGGUGGGGAGCUCUCAUCCGAGUUUAAGACGCUUCUGACAGAUGAAGAACUUAGCUAUUUACCCUCCGUUGGCGUUGCUAUGGGGGUUCCCCCAACAAAGGACCGCCCGACGCCUGAUGUUGCGGGGCACGUGUUUUGCGCUUUGCCUUUGCCCGUGCAAAAAAAGAGCAUGACAGGUUUGCCCGUUCAUGUAAAUGGAUUCUUCGCCCUCACUCAGAACAGACGCCACAUUAAGACACCAAGCAAAGAUCAAGAUGACCGAAGCAAACUUACCGACAAGUCCUUGUUGUGGAAUUGUUGUUUGAUGGAAGAGGCUCUUCCAAAAGCCUAUGUUACGAUGAUUAAGGAAGCCAUAAUCAACUUCAACUUGAAUUCAGAUGUAGUGUACAAGUAAGGUUUUAUUUUUAUUUAUUAAUUACAGGAAGGCCCUUUUUUUGUAGUGAUAUUUUUCUUAUAAUCUCGCAGUGUUUUGGCAUGUGGCUGUUAAUAAGUUAAUGGCAUGACCUCCUUUGUUUCGGAGUAAUUUCCACGGCGUGACAAUCUUAUUAUGUAGGGAUUCUUUAUCAUGCUCGUACGUGCCUGGUAUUUAAAUACAUUGUGUACAGGUAGCACAGUUAUUUUGUACUAAAACAGAGAAAACAAUAAGUUUGUUCUAUCAUUAGUUGAUAAGGUGAAUGGCUGGCGUUUCCAGUAUUUGCACUUCUUCAAAGCUAAUCAAGGGAUUGAGCCGACCUCGGUAGGAACAUGGUAACAGGAAAACAAAAAACGCAAAACACAUUUGAAUGAAAGGCGUUUGUUGAAUUUUUUUGUGAUUUCAAGUGUCGAUUUCAAAGAUAAAUUUUCUUUUCCUUUUAACCCUUUCGCCCCGGAAGCACAUUUACAAUGUAACCGCGAUCGUGCGGAUCCAAAUCCCUUCUACCGCUUGUGACGUCGACAGUUUUACGGUCAAGGACAGCUUUGUUCGCUAACUUGUGUACGGUAACGAGAUCUUUCAAACCAACCAGAAUGAGGACGAGUGAGUCAACCGCUCAACUAGCUUCAAAACAAGAAAAACAAGAAACGCUUUUGAUUCAACUAACUUGCAAACAUCGCCAGAAUAACUUAUCCUUGUUUUUCCUGUUACACGCUCAAUAUUAAGACGACACAUAACACAACAUCGGAUCCAAAUUGAAUAAAAUUUGUAAAUGUAAAACAACCACGUCAGUUUUUCGUAAAUGGAUGAUCUUUUAUGAAGAAAAACUGACAAAACGUCAAUAGAGCUACGUCCUAGAUGUCAGAAAGAGACUUCAUUAUUGCUUAUAAUAUGGUUUUUAUAGUUACUUAAUUCUUACAAAGAAACUUUUGUAUCAUGUGUCAUUCAGAGCAUGGCCACAUAACGCAGUUAUUGACCCAGCUUGGGAAAGACUUAAGGGACCAUUUUUACAGCUGAUGUGCGGUGAACACUUCGUAUACACUCCAGCCAGUGGAGGUCAGUGGCUGAAGGCGGAGGAGGCCAUCUUUGACACCAUCGACAAACAUGACAGCGAACUUAAGCAGCUGCUCGUCACAGUUUUGCUUCAAGCCAAUCAAAAUGUUGCCUGCCUGCCCGAUCAUGUGCUUGAGGCCGUAUCUGUCACACGGGAGAUUGAGAUCACUCCCUCGCUGGUGCGAAAAGUGCUCAAGAAUUUCCCAACCGCCUAUAGGAGCCUUGGUCGAAUGCAUAAGUUGCUGCUUUUGAAAUUCAUCUUGAACGGCCAAUUCACACACGUUGAAGAACUCCUUGGUUUAGAGUUAUUACCCACUUCGAAUCAAGGUUUUACAUGUUUUUCAAAGUCUGAUAGAGCUAUUUUUAUCUGCCCGCGUGAGUAUCCUCAAGAACUUCAGCUUUUGCCAGGCCUAGGAAAUCGCUUUUUAGACCACGACGUCGACGAACAGCUGUUUAGAGGCCUAGAAGCAGUUGCAGAGAAAGGUAUGUUUAUUACAAAAUUGCUCGAUAUGACAUGCGGGUAACUGAAGGAGUAACUCUCAGUGAAAGACUAAAGCAAAUUUAAGAAUUGGAAUAGAUAUUCUGCCGAAUGAGUAAAUACAAUUUCCCUUCUCGUGUUUCAUUUCUUGCUUUAGCAUAAGUUGAGUAUUUAACUGCGAUGAUCUUCUCCGCAUUUAUAUUUUCAUCUUGCAGUUCAAAUAUAUGAAAUUUGUGUAUUAUCAUUUUCUUCUUCAUCUUUCCCCGGUAUAUUACGAAACAGUUUAAUGAGCAGCUCCCAGUUGGCUUGCUAACGCUGCACCGGUAUCGCAGGGUUCAGGGUUCCAAUCCCGGCUAGCCUGAAUAAUUUAGCCUUUCUUUUUUUGACAACAGCAUAAGUUGCGUAUUUAGUUUGUUAUGAUCAUCUUCUCCGUAUUUAUUUCUUCUACUUUAUGGUAAUGACAUUGUCACUGAAUACAUUAUUCAUCACACGAAUGACCGCAAUAGAAGCUAGCCACAGUCUGAGAGAAAACGUGGUUACAGCUGUCAGGAGAAACAUUCGAACUUAUGUCCUUGAAGUGUCGCUAAGCAAAGCAGGUUUAAUUUCCAUCCAGGGAAAUAUUUUCAACCGCCUUAAACUGAUCAAACCCAAUGACAACGAUUCCAUCGCAAUUUUGACAGGAAUAUUCCAGAUUGUUAUCUGCUAUCUUGGCUCGUAACCCUUUGGUAAGUUUCCAAUACCCUGUCACUAGAAACAUGUUUUGCUUGAGUUGUCUGCAGGAUCCUCAUUUUAAUUAGAAGUUAACAGGAAAUGAGAGUUUAUUGUUUACUUUAUUUUUAUGUAGGAUUCACUCAGUUGGGGCGUCUUCGUAAAGAUUAUAUGCCAGAGCUACUUCGCGAGGCCUUGCCGUCGGAAUGGGAAGGAAAAGAUGUGGUUCAGUGGUAUCCCGAUGAUGAGAGAUACAAUCAUCCCACGAGGAACUGGCUUAAGCGCGUGUGGGACUACCUUCGAGAACAAUUUGAAAAAGAUCUCUGUAGACUUAAAAACCUUCCUUUGAUUCCACUUGACCUCUCGCGCCACCCGAUAGAAUUAACAAAGAUGGCCAGCCCGUCGAGAAUUGUUGAGAGCAAGCUGAGUGAAAAUAAUGAUAUCCUGGACACCUCUUUGUGUCACGUGUUAAAGGCCUUGGGUGUUAUAAUAAUGAGAAAUUGCCCACAUUUUCUGAAAAGCCAUCCCGGAAUAGACAAAUUUGUUCGCCCACCAUCUGUCAGGGGUAUUCUGCAGGCGAUGUUGUCUUCUUCCAGCGUGAUGGGGAAAGGCAUGCACUCGGCUAUUCUAAGCGACAUGAAAGACAGUGACAGGCGUUCCUUAAGAAAACUAAUCGCUAAAGUGUCAUCCCUGUCUUCAAAAGAGAAGCAGUAUCUUUCGUGCCUUCCACUUUUCGAGACUCUGUCUCAGGACUUCGUGUCCAAAAAACAGGGGCCAGGUGCCUUACCAAAAGAAGCUCUGCCAUUCACACCCUGCGGAGACUUUAUUGAUGUUAAAGAGCCCGACUCUCUGGCUUUGGCUCGCUUAUUAGACAUCCAAAUACCGACGCUGACAGAAUUUUUGUGCGAGCGAAUACUUCCAGAUGUCAAGGGAAAAAGUUAUUUUGAGCACGAGAUUGACAACGUGAUGAUGUUUGUGAUGGGUCAUAUUGACACCGAUGCAAGAUUAGAAGAGAAGAUGAAAACUUUGAAAUUUGUCUCAACUAACAGUGAAGGACGGGUUUCAGCUAUGGAACUCUUCGAUCCCAGAAAAGGCAAACUUAGGGAAAUUUUUGCUGGCGAAGAUGUUUUUCCCGUCUCGCAGUAUACUGCUCCUGAAGUCCUUAGACAUCUAGAGAAACUUGGCAUGAAGAGUGAGGAAGAUAUCACAGCUUAUGACCUCUACAAAAGUGCCACGAAGGUCGCUGACAUUGUAACACAGGCAGAGGUAGAGAGGAAGUCGAAAGCAAUUUUGAGUUAUCUGUGCAGACAUCCAAAGAAGCUUAAGGAGAACGUAUCUGGAGUGUCGCUGGGAAUAAAGCUUCAAGAUGUCCCUUGGAUAUCCCCAUUGCGAGUAAAGCCCCGUAGUUUUCCCAGUAGCCUUCCUUUCUACGGAGAAAAUGAAACAAAAGCUUAUUUCUUCAAGCCCACGGAGGUAGAGACCAAAGAUAAAGCGUCCUUAGUUGGAGCAAUAAGACCUGUUGUUCCAGUUGAUUCAUCAAGUGAAGUAGCCAAACAUCUUGGUUGGGACAAGAGUCCCCGUGCACUGGACGUUGUGGAGCAUUUUAAAAUCUUGAUCGAUUGUUACAGAAAGGAUGAAAAGCCACAUUAUAUGUUAAUGGUGAGCGAAAUUUACUCUUUCCUUCUUAGGACAGAUGAGACUCACGUGGAACAAGCAUUGGAUGGAAUCAAGAGCUCAAGAUGGAUUUGGAAUGGAGACGGCUUUUCCUUUCCAAAUGCUGUGCUUGCAGGAAAGCCUUCUAUUGACCUCUCGCCUUACAUUGCAUCCCUUCCUACAGAGAUGAAUGCCUACUCUGAAUUGUUUUGCAAAUUUGGCAUGCAAAAGCAGUGUGAUGUUUUAUGCUUGCUUUCUGUCCUUAAACUGAUUAAACAGAAGUACGAAGAUUGUGACGAGCAACAGUUUGAUCCUAAAGACGUGGAAAGAGAUUUACAGUUGUCUAUUAACAUUUUGAAUAAGGUGCAAUCUGAAGGCGGUGGAGAGUUAUCAUCAGAACUUCUCCAGCAAGUUUUGCUUCCAACAUUCGUAGAAAGCGAUACUUAUGUCAAACUAGCGCAAGCGGAAAAAUGCGUGUAUUCCAAGAAAGGGUCGCGACCAUUGUGUGAUGAUGAAAACACGGAUUAUUUACUGUUACACCCAAACGUCCCUUAUAGCACUGCGGAAUUUUUCAAAGUCCGAACGCUAGAGAACAGCUUGCUGAAUCCUGAUGAGCUCGAAAUUGGGGAAGAGUGUGGACAGGAGGAGAAACUUACUAGUCGACUCAGGACACUGUUGGAGGAUUACACCGAUGGAUUUGCAAUUCCGAAAGAACUUAUCCAAAAUGCAGAUGACGCGGGUGCAACUGAGGUCAGGUUCUUGUACGACGAAAGAACCAAUGAGGAUGCAAUGGACCUUUUGUUUGAUGAAGGAAUGAAAGACUGCCAGGGUCCCGCUUUGUGGGUUUACAACGAUGCUUUAUUUGAAGACAAAGACUUUGAAAAUCUGACAAAGUUAAAUGGAGCGACAAAAGAGGAAGACACAGAAAAGAUUGGAAAAUUUGGACUUGGUUUCAAUGCAGUGUACAAUCUGACAGACGUUCCCAUGUUAGUGAGCCGAAACUCCUUUGUUAUCUUUGAUCCUAACACUUUUCAUCUCGGAAAAGUACUAAGGAAGAAAAACACGCCAGGCAUAAGGCUCGACACUAACAGAAACGCCAAGAACCUAAAGAAUUUUCCCCAUCAGUUUAAGCCGUUCAAUGGUAUCUUUGGUUGUGAUCUUUCUCUGAAAAAUGAAGACAACUCAUUCCAUGGAACUCUUUUUCGCUUUCCUCUACGAACCGAAAAUCAGGCUAUAAAGAGCGAAGUAAAAAAACUCGUCUAUGACUGCAAGCAAGUGAAAGAACUUUUGCAGCUUUUUAUGAAAGGGGCAGGAUCGUUGUUACUCUUUACGCAGAAUGUCCGUCGAGUAAGUGUUUCUCAUUUGUCCAAAGAGGCGACAGAUGCUUCACAACCUACACUGAUAUUUGAAGUAACAAAGUCAUUAAGGCAAGGAGGGAUCAUACGGAAAUUGCCUAUGCAAGUCGACCUUCCUCCUGCUGCAAGAAAUCUUAGCAAAGAAGAUAAACGUUGUCUGGAGCAAUGUAACUUUCUUAGGGCAGCAACAAAAUUUGUCGAAGAAGCAGAAACUCCCAACACCAUUUUGGGCAGGUCAGGAAUAAUCCUUGACAUCCAGAGCAGCGUGACGGAGGAUGGACGCCAUUUCUUUGAAGACACUACUACGCUACCAUCGGACGUUGAGACUUGGCUUGUCGCCUCUUCCAUGGGCAAAGGCCAAGCGCUGAAGUUUUCCCGGGGUAAAAAAGGUCUUAUUCCUUCUGCAGGAGUUGCUGUUCGACUGUCCCUUGACAAUGGCUCUGUUUCAGUCCCUCUUUGUCCUUCAGAUUUUAAAGGAACCUUGUUCUGCUAUCUUCCACUACCAAUCUUCAGUGGUCUUCCUUUACACGUUAAUGGUGCUUUUGCAGUAGCCUCAAACAGACGAACUUUGAAAGAGAGAACAAAUGACGACAAAGCCUGUGUUGGGGCAGACUGGAACAAUAUUCUAUUCCAAGAUUCAGUUUGCGCAGCGUACCUAGACCUUCUGGAAGACGUUAAGUCAUUUAGUACACGAAUGUCAGGGAGAAAAUACCAGUUUCAUUCGCUGUGGCCUACGUCUUGUAAAGUGGAAAAGGCCUGUGAGCCACUCGCGAGAGCACUGUAUUAUCACCUUGCUUCUAAAAACAGUUCCCUUUUCUCAGAUGGAGAAAAGUGGAUCAGCAUCCAUGACGUUGUCUUUCUUGAUCCUCAGUUUCGCAAAGAUUCUGAGGCCGGUGACAUUUCUUUUGAAGUAUUUCAGAUGUUGGUUUCUAAGACCAAAGCCGUGAUUGAUCUUCCUUAUGAUGUUUACAAAUCGUUUGAAAGCUAUGGCUACGAAGAACUGAUUCAUUCAAAACGAUAUGACGUGAACAGGUUCUUCGCCGAACUGUUUUUCCCAAACAUUGGUUCUGUACCGCCUCAGUUGAGAGACAGGCUGCUCUUGUACGCGUUGGAUAAAACAAAUGAGGGUCUUAACGAGAUGAUUAAGAAUCAUGCCUGCAUUCCAGCAACACCGCAUGGUCAAAUACUCAAAUGCCCUAACCAGCUUAUAAGUCCAAACGGAGAUGCUGCAUUGUUGUUUUGCCCGUUAGAUGAACGGUUUCCACAAGGCAGUGAACAAACGUUCCUUCACCCCUCACGGCUUUUUAAACUCCAGCAGCUUGGAAUGGUGACGAAUAACCUUUCCUGGUCUGAAAUCGCAGAAAGGGCAGAGAGCAUCCUGAAUCAAAGUUCCACAGAGGAAGCAAAUAAAAGAGCCAAGAACUUGAUCGAUUUCUUAGAGAAGAAGCUCAAUCGUGACGGAAAUUUUGCUCCUUUGCCUGAAGAUUACUCUCGAAUUCUGAAGGCGAAAUUUUUGCCAGUUCUCAAGAAACCCCAGUCGUUUCCUCUUCUUUGGAACGGAAGAGAUACUAAAAUUGGAAAAAAACAAAUGUUCGUUUCUGCAAUAGAGGGCUUUUUACCUGAACACAUGUACCUUGUAUGCUGCAGUGAGCCAAUAAUAGGAGUGUGUAUUUCAGAAACGGCCAAAGCCUUUUUGAAGUUAAAAGGGAAAAGACCCACAGUAGAGCAUGUACUUGAACAAAUCAACAAGGCCAUUUGUACAGAAACAGAACUCAGUGAUGCUGAGUAUGAAGAGAUAAGAAAUAUCUGUACUCAAUCGUACAAAUUUCUUCAAGAAGCUCUCGGCAGCAAUGAAACCCAAAUAGCCAGUUAUGCUCAAGACACAGACUUCAUUCUUGUCGGAAGGAAAUUUUUGCCUUCAAAGAAAGUUGCUUUUAACUUAGCAGUCGAUUGUUCUCCAUACCUGUACAAGGUUCCAGAAGAUUUGGCCAGGCGAUACCAGAUGUUGAUGAAGGUAGCUGGUGUCAGAGAGAUUUUCCGGGCAGAAGAUUUUAUGAAUGCUUUAAGGCAGAUUAAAGAAACGUUUAAAGAUGAAGUUCUCGACAAGGAGAAACUGCAUGUUGCAAUCAACCUGGCAAUUCAGUUGGAAGAGUCUCUGGGUGAAUAUCACGAACCUGUUGCACCUGCUUACCUUUAUCUGCCGGAUGCUUUCGGAGUAAUGCAACCCGUAAGUGAACUUUGUAUUAACGAUUGCCCCUGGAUUGUGGGAAAUACGGAUGUCCAGUACGUCAAUCCUAGAAUUCCCAUGUUAAAAUGUUACCGCUUAGGAGUAAAAACACGUCGAGCAGAGGCCUUGCGACAUCACGCGUACGGACUCUCCUUUGGACAACGAGAGAAACUGGCAAACCGCUUAAAACGGAUUUUGACUGCCUACCCUUGUGAGAAAGAACUUUUGAAAGAACUUCUCCAGAAUGCUGAUGACGCUCAAGCAACUGAGAUUUGUUUUGUUGUGGAUCCACGAAGCCAUUCCAAAAAACGAGUGUUUGAGAAGUGCUGGCAGCCAUUACAGGGCCCGGCUUUAUGUGUGUAUAACAACAAACCUUUCACAAAAGCUGACAUUAAAGGUAUACAGAAUCUUGGAGAAGGAAGCAAGGGGGACGACCCAAACAAAACCGGCCAGUAUGGAGUUGGUUUUAACGCUGUCUAUCAUUUAACAGAUGUACCUUCAUUUAUAUCUACUGGAGAGGAAAUUGGCGACGUCUUAUGUGUAUUUGAUCCACACUGCCGUUACGUCCCCGGAGCGAACCCUCAAGAACCUGGAAGAAUGUACAAAGAAACGAAGAAGCUCAAGACCCUUUUUCCUGACGUGUUUUCCUGCUAUCUUGAAGAACAUUUUCAACCAUUUGAAGAUUCAACUAUGUUUCGAUUUCCUCUUCGAACACAACAGAUGGCAAAGGUUUCCAGUUUAUCAACGAAGCCAGUCAACUUGCAGGAACUGAAAGAAAUGAUGGCAGCCCUGAAGAAAGAGCUCUUUGAAGUUCUUGUUUUUGUAAAUAAUGUUAAGAAGAUAACUUUAUGUGAUAUUGAUGAGAACAGCGGCAAUUUUGUGAACAAGUAUUCAGUUGAGGUGGUGAUGUCCCAUGAGGAUGAACAAAAACGGCAUGAAUUUGUUAACCGUUUAAUGCAGGCCGGAAAGUCGACUAAACAGAAAAGAAGUGUUCUCCUAAACACUGAGGUUAAGAAGUGCUCCUACAUCAAAACAUUGCGAGACUCUAAAGGUAACGAAGAGAAGUGGUUCGUUGUUCAGCAGUUCGGUUUUGAAAAGCCAGUCCCACCAAGAAUAGUCCAAGCUUACCAAGACCACGAUUUGGGGCUCAUUCCUCGAGGUGGGGUUGCAUGCCUUUUGGAAAAGAAAUCUACGAGUGUGACACCCCUGAAAAAAAAGAAAGUUUAUUGCUUUCUUCCGCUCCCUAUCGAAACAAACCUGCCAGUUCACAUUAAUGGGCACUUUGCAUUGGACCAUGAAGCGAGAAGAAAUUUGUGGUGGGACGAAACAAGCGGCUAUCGAAGUGACUGGAACAAUGCCUUGCUGAGUGAUGUGAUAGCAUCAUGCUAUCUAACACUCUUAGACGAGGUGAGGAGAUUCUAUCAACUACCGGUCACCCCAGGCGAAUUAGAAAAUCUAAGUUGUUGUGAACACGAUUUGGCUGAAAGAUUCAAUGAUUUCGAGAAAUUGUUUCCAAAGUUUGAUGGCCAUGAUUCUCACUGGAACACACUUGUAAAGUCCGUUUAUAAGAAAAUGGACGAAAAGCGACUUCGGUUUCUACCGGUGGUGAAUUUUUGGCCACGAAACGUUGCCCAUGUGCGUCAAAUCCAAGUAACAUGGCUUCCUCCUACUGGUACUGGAAAUGAUCAGGCAUUCUUUAACAAUAUUGGUACUGAUGUAAGCGCUGUGAAAGACAGAACGCAAGGAAAGCAUCAUCUUGCAAAAAUCCUCAUCCAGACGGGGUUUAAUCUACUGAACCUUUCCGCAUCAAUCUGCGAAGCAUUUUGGAGAUCUGGUGUGAGAACUUGCUAUGUGUCGCCUUUUUCGGUUAUAAAUUUCUUUAAGACGUACAAUUCUCAAGAUUCCCAUUGUAUCGUUCGCUCUGUUCCAGUCGAUGUCUGUGAGACGCCUCUAGAGAACGCUGCCACCGUUUCACUUUUGCUUGAGUAUUGCAAGCUUUAUGAUCACUUUCUCCGUGUUUUACAUGGUCUUCCCCUGCUGUUAACGCAAGACAACAUGCUCCGAGUAUUUAACGUGAGUAAUCAGAAAUUUUUGUCCCGAUACCACGACAUUUUGCCAAAUUCUCAUCACAUGUUUGUUCACGAGAAAAUAAGAAGCAGUAUUUUCCAUGACCCAGUAAGUCUUGGAGCACUUGUUUUCCGACGUUUUGAUGUAAAUGCGUUCGUGGAAUUUUUGCCAAGGUCCUUUCCAGUUUUGUUCAAUCAGUCAGAUUCCUAUCUCCAGUGGAAUCCAGAAAGUGCAACGCAACCAGAUAGACAUUGGGUAUACAGAGUUUGGAGCUUUCUUGGAGAAUGUAAUCAGCUAUCAAGUUACCGAGCAAGCAUGCUGUCGGGACUUACGCUUUUGUCUAACUGUAAAAUUCUCCCUGCAACCGAAGGUCCUUCCAACAUAGGCUUCAAUGAUCCAUGUCUGGCCAAAGGAGAAUAUUUAGUGCCCUUGAAAUUAGCGGAAACUGUUCUUGACUCAGAUGAGAUGUAUAAAGGCAUUCCACUGUUUUCAGCUCUUAGAGAUCUGGGUCUGCCUGAGCUGAAUAAUUCAUUGCUAUGUGCUUCGUCUGCACCUAAUUCAUUCCUGGGUUCCCAUCAACUCGCACGGCAUUUCGUGGCGUCCCCUCAGAAACCAAAAUCUAUCAUUGCUUCACUAGGCCAAAUGAUGGCAAGAAGGCCUCAUGCAUUACAAGGAAAACUGGAUGUUUCUGGGUGCAAGAUCGUUCUUCGUUAUUUUAGCCAGAGUGUCGGAAGCCUAGAGGGAACGUUCUCUAGAGAAGAAUUAGAGUCAUCUAAGACUGUUUUGCGGAAGCUCCCCUUUUAUCCUGCAACGCACGAUCGUCUUGUCAGCCUUGAUAACCAGAGGGUUUGCGUUUUACCAGGUGGAAUACCUAAGGAGGAGAUGACCAGUCUGGAGGAGGAGGUCGACGUAUUGUUUCUCGAGCAUGUCGCAGAUCUCCUCAAUUUAUAUCAGUUUCUGGCGUUUGAUUGUAUCACGACGGUGGAUGUAUAUUGUCAGUUUAUCUUGACUAAUUUUGAGAUCUUCAGCAAGGAGGCACGAAAGAAACAUCUCCUGUAUAUUCGAGACUUUUUGUUGAAGUAUUUUCUAGAAGAGAAAGAGAAGGAGAGAUUACUGAAAUGCUUGAUGAACACGGCAAUCAUAACCAACCUCGAGGGUACAGUAACCAUGGCGUCUUGUUUCUUUGACCCAAGGAAUGAAGUGUUCAGAGCCAUGCUACCAGAAGAAAUGUUUCCACCCGAACCUUUCAAUUACCCAGAAUGGUUACCUUUUAUGAAAAUGAUCGGUAUGAUUAAUGAAGUUUCUAGGGAACAUUUCAUCAGAUUCGCUAAGGACGUUGCACGGGAAGCAAAGAUGCAUCGCACAUUGAAGACAGACGAAAAAUCAAAGCUACUAGUUUCCAACCUUUUCAAGCGCUCCAAAACAUCGGAUGGACUCCUACAAACAGUUUGUGAUAUUCCUUUUGUGGUUUCAGAUCCGAUCCCCGAAGACCUUAAUAAGCUACAUACACCGUUUGGUGCACAGAAGGAUGAACGAAAUCCGUAUAUUUCAUUCAAAGACUCUGUCCUUUACAACCACAUCAAAAUCGUGUGGACGACAGCAUAUCUACUUCCAAAGUGGGCAGAUCCCAGGGAACCUUCGAACUUGACAAGAGAAGAUUCUGUCAGCACCAUUCUUUCGCAUCUAGGAGUUUUGGUUGAGCCAACAUUGCAAAUGGUAUUUUCCCACUGCAUCAAUAUUGUUCAUCAAGUUGCUGUAGAAAAUGCUAGCAAACUUCCGGAAGGUCAAGGUGUGGCAAGAACGUCUGUCAUGAGAAAGAUUUACGCGUUUUUGGAUCAGAAAUUUACCGAGGGCAUUGCUGUCCAUAGCAGCCUUCAGGACAUACCUUGCAUUUUAGUUGAAAGGGGAGCAAGGUUUGUGAAAUGCAAACAAGUGGUUCUCCAAGGGUCUCAAGAUCUCGAGAUAACACCCUUUCUUUAUCGAGUACCUCUUGAAAUCGGAGAUUUCCACAGACUGUUUUUGCACCUCGGAUGCUCUCAAGAUGUCAGAGCUACCCACUAUGCUAUGGUCUUGGAAAUGUUACACGAUCACGUCCGAUCGAUGAAGCUGAAUCCAAAUCAGAUCACAAGCACUUUGAAAGCAGUUCGAGGUUUUUUCGAAAGGUUAAAACAACAUCCCGACGAGAAAAUUGAGUGCCAAAACUUGUACUUACCAGCAGUUUAUCCGGUAAACAGAUGCUCCUUCGACAACCUGCACAAGUCUACUGAUUUAAUAUUCGAUGACACUCCACACCAUCGGCGUAGGCUUGAGAAGUACGACCAGCUGUUGGUGGUGGACCUAAAGAUGGUAGAGCUACAAUGCCCUUCUUCGAUGAACUACAAGGACUACAUUUUGUGCCUUCCAGAUAGCUUACGGCCGCAAUUUCUAUCUAACGUUGUACAGGAAAAAUUAGUUACUUCCCUGGAAAGUGGCGGUCUGAUUCCCCAUGUUGCUGUUGCUGAUUCCUUAAAAAAACAGCUGUGCUCGGAACAGUUCUUUCGUGGAAUUUUGAGGUUAAUUCGUCACGCAAACCAAGACGGCAGAACCUUGGAUGAAAGUGCUUCUUCUCGCCUUGAGAGCAGACUUCGAAGUAUUGAGUUCUUCGGACUGAACGGAAUUGUGACCCAGUUGGAGUGUAAGGGAGUUAUUAUCCCUGGAAGUGAAGCAGAAGUUCCACAUUUUUUAGAAAAGGUUUCAGACGGAGGUAGAGAUGUUUGGAAGGUCUAUGUUAAUGCCGAGGCAGAAAAUACCGAUACCCAAAUGUCACUUACCCUAACGCAAGUGAUCUCUGAGGCGUGUGAGGGACUGUUGCGGGAGAAUGUUAUGUUUAUACCAGAGUUGUUGCGAACGAAGCCCAACAAGAUAUGGUCAAUCCUGGACCACAUGAGUAUCCGACAGGAUGAAUCAUACGACCCGUCGCUGAGUGAUCUUUUACCUGAUCCAGGGGAUUUCAUUCCGAUUGAAGAUCAUCAUUUGCUGAACGAAGGCUUUGAAGAUUUCUCUCCCGGAGAGUAUGUUGGAUUCGAACUGGAGGAUCCCAGUCUAGAAGAGAAGAACGAAGAAGCUACCUUCAUAUAUGCCAUUAUAGUUCAAGAAAUCAAUAGCCAGGAAAAUGCAAGCGUCUACACAAAACGUUACAAAGUCAAUGUUGGACAUGAAAAACAACUGCAGGUCGCCGAGUCUACAGAUUUGUAUAAAUUUCACAGCCUUCAAAAUCAUUCGGAAAACCAAGAAAGGCCCACUUCAGAAGCAAGCAAAAAAGAAGUUUUAAUCAGAAUUGCUAAAGUGCUUAAAGUGGCAUGGAAUCUUCCUGAGAAAAGAAGAAUAAAGAUUAUAAAGCGUUUGUUCCUUCAGUGGCAUCCUGAAAAGAACAUUGGAGACGCCGAGCUCUACAACGAAGUCAUCCAGCAUCUUCAAAAUGAAAUUGGAAAGUUGGACAGCGGUGAAACUACGUGCAACCAAGUGAGCAGCUACAAACCCUUCUAUAAUGUCUGGACAAAGCGUGCGAAACUGCAUCAUACACGACGCCAGGAAUACAGGGCAGCAUUUGACAAAAAAUAUGGAUCUCGGAAAACCUCAAAGACUCACAGCUUUAAGUCGGGAAUUCCUCCAAGUUUCUGCAAGAAGAAUCCUCAACCAGGUCAGGCACGACGUUGGUUUAGACAAGCGGAAGCCGACCUAAGGGCAGUUAAACAAGAUUUGGCGGUAGAAACUCCUUCCUACGAGUGGGCGUGUUUUAAGUCUCACCAGGUACACUGCUUAAUCGUUUAAUCUUGUUUUAUGAGCAAAUCCCAAAUCAAAAGUUACUCUCCUCAGAAAACACCGCUGGUGAUAUAAUUUUGCCGAAAGUUAACUAACUUUUAAAUGUUAUUGCUGUCAUUUUUAUUGUUAGGCUGCAGAGAAAGCACUAAAGGCUGCACAGUAUGCGGAUGAUGCCUUUAAGACACGUGUGCAUAAUCUUACUAAAAAUGCCAGCUGUUUGGGCGACACGGAAUUGACAAACGUCGCGAACGAUCUGGAGAGUUGUGUUGAGGAUUCAACACGCAUGCGUUACCCUGACAGACUCAAUUACCCCGAGAUUCCUAAUGAUGUAUACACAGCUGCCCUGGCCAAUGAAGCUUUAAGACUAGCGACGAACAUCCUCGAUAGGGUCCGCCAAAAACUUCCAGAUUAGUAUCAAACAAAUAGGGGAAAAGAAUCAGUUAGCAUAAUUAAUUAAGGCGCAGGUAAACAAGAAUAUAUUAAUUGCGUCACAAUGCUACGUCACAAUGUUAUCUUGUUUAGUGUUAUGUGAGGAACUUUUCCGCAGCAAUGAUCACUCGUUUAGGUUUCCUAGAAUAAGAUAGAAAUUUUCUAGGAAUCUAGUAACUGUUAGAAUUCAUAUUAACCGGUAUUUCGUUUUUCAGGUUUCUAACAAGCGAUAAAGAAAAAUAACAGGAUUUGCCAUGUAGUAAACUGCUAAAGCAUUGUUUGUUUUGUCAGUUGUUGCGAUACGAUUUAACACUAAUCAGGCUAUGAUUUUACACUAAACUGGAGCAAUUUGAUAUAAGUGAAAUGUAGAUAUUAAAAAGCAAACUUGAAUUAAAAAUUUAAGGUAGAUAGAGAUAGCUGGAGGUCCGUGUCCAUUAUUGUUGGCACAAAAACCGGCGUUAUCGCCAUUUUGACACAACGUCAGGAUGUUUUCUAUUUCUCCCGAAAAACAAUCAAUUUCAGCGGGCCUUCCCAAAAAGCAGCUAAUGCCUAUUUUCUUUAUAGUGGUAAUGUAACUUCGGCUUUUUUUGCUUGUUCAAAUGUUCCCUAUAAAAGGCAACCAUCAGCAGCGGGCGUUGUCAUGGGAACAUUUGAAUGCAGCUAGUACAAAGUGUCAGGGAAUUCAAAAUGCAUUCAGUAGUUCUAAACAUGCAUCGAUACAUGUAGUUGUUUUUAUUUUCCCCUGAUUCUUGGAUCAGGGUAAAAGCUAUAUUGUUAAAGUUGAUCACAAUACAGGGUAAAUGUUGUUGCAAGUAAUAGUUCUUCUUUUGUCGUUUUGUUAGAAAUUCAAUAUAACUCUUAACUCUCAUUUUUAAUGAUAUGAUACAGGAGAUAUGUCAUGUACUCUACAAACGUCCUGGCCCCGGUUCCUGGAAAGCGGAUUAAACUGUCCUUCGACUAGCGUCAAAUCUACGAUCAAUUUUCUUAUUCUUCGGAUAACUAGUCGUGGGUUAAAAAGGAGUUCCUGAAAGCGAAAAAAACCCACGAUUAACUAAUCCGAGAUUAGUGUUAAAAUAAACCGGUUUAACUAGUUUUUGGGAUGAUUGCUUUUAAAAAGUGUGGUGCGAAAAAUGUUUAGGCACGGGCGAAGUAAAGGAAAAUGGCGGAAAAUGAAGUGGUCUAGGUUGAACCUAAGGAGAAGAAGAGGAAACCGAAAUUCUUCCUCUACCUAGAAAUAAUUGGCCAAGUUUUAUAACGUAGUCCUUAUAUCUUAUAUUCAUUCCGCAGUCUACAGUCCACAGUCCACAGUCCACAGCCCGCAGUUCAUGUUUUUAAUGUCCAAAUUUAUUACAUGAAGUAGUAACCGCGUUGGCAAAUGCUUAUGUUUCCUCCUCGUCUGUCUCUCGAGGUCGUUCUUGAGGAUUUCUACCAAAUAUUGAGUUGACUCUCGGCCAAACCUGUAUCUACUGCAAAGCUCUUCAUCAGUGAAUUGGUCGAGAUCAAUUUCUUGCUGUCGGAACUUUUUUCCACGUAUUUGUGGCAACGGUAAGUCCGCCAUUUUGUUUGUUUUUACAAACUUUCCCUCCCGAUUAGUGACUUAAUCGACCUCGCUAGGUGGGUUAAAAUGAACACUUAGUUUAUUCCUAGAUUAAGGUUAAUCAUACUUUCAGGAACAGAAUCUAAUCGUGGGACAAAAUGUAUUCCACGAUUAGCGACAUUUAAUCCUCGAUUAGAGCUAAUCGGCUUUCCAGGAACCCACGCCUGUUUGUCUGCAAAACAUAGCAGAAUCAGAUCAACAAAAAAAUCAGUAUUUUCCAGUCUCUGUAUACUUGAAAAUGUACCAUGGAGCUAAUAACAGACUUUAAUUAACUGAAUAAUAAACGGUAAUACAAUUUUUUUGUUUUCUUCUUUUUUAAUUAACGUAAUACCUUUGACGUCACUGAAUUGGUCGGGCGAUACACUUCAAAAAUGAUUCUUGUUAAUUCAAACCGCUUGUAAAACCGUGUUUAAUGUUGUAAACGUAUCACUUGAACUCGAGGGAAGAGUCAGUGAGACGAUACAAAACUUAUUGCUUCCCGAGGGAUUCAGAGUCGCAUAGUGAAAACUGGCGUAGGCCAAUUAAAGUUAGGCAAAUGAGCUUCUUGAGUCACUUCUAUGAUUUUGAAGGCAAAAGAAGGUUAGGAAGAGUAGAAGUGCGAACAGCACAGCUCAUGUAGGCUGGACAUAAGGCGAACGCCCGACGAGUAGGGACGCGUAUGGGGUUUCAACCCCCUUCUCAGCCUCUUAUGAUCCGUUCUUGAAAGCGAACCCGCGUGCCCUCGAUCUCCCAAAGUCCCUCCCUCUCUCAACGUAAAAGAAAAAAAAUUCUGCAUCAGUAUCAGGGAUCAGGAUUUUA
Porites evermanni is the source of this 18866-nucleotide messenger RNA. Lineage: Eukaryota; Metazoa; Cnidaria; Anthozoa; Scleractinia; Poritidae. The record is from the annotation of a GenBank genome assembly.